AUGAUAUUCGCAGCACAGCUGGCUUCAAAUAGCGAGCAACAGACCGAAACGACAUGGAGCGCUUCCAGACUCUCCCAGUCACGAGUGUCCUAUCGCUAUGGUCCAGACAUAUUCCCUUUCCUUGAGCUUCCACGAGAGAUCAGAGGCCAGAUCUACGACGACUACAUCGCCGACGACCGGACCAGUUCGGACACAAAGAUCUAUGGGUUGAUUGCCCUGCGACAUGUUCAGCAAAGCAGUCUCCACCGAACAUUCCUGCAAGUUCACGGUGACCAGAAUUUUAUCCAAACGAAUCGACAGAUUGCUUUCGAGUUUGUGGAGACACUCCACCGCUUGAGAGCGAACAUUGUGCAUCAUCUGUUCUUGAUCGCAUCGCCAAGUCAUUCCGAACGUCCACGUCUGCAGCGCGCCGUGGUGACGGACCUCUUUAGUAGGCUUAAGAAUGUUCGUCGCCUGGUCGUUAGUAUCGGGCUCUCUCAGACCUUUAGAGAGAAGUACAGUGGGCUGAGUUGCUACCCUUCAUGGCCUGGUCACUUCGAAGAUGGAAGCGCGACUGUCCUCGUCCAUCAGUUGACCGCUUGCACAAAUCUAGAGGAUGUCGUGAUCGAGUGGGCAUCAGCACUGCCUGGCAACUGCAUCACCUAUUCCUCUCAUCGUGAGAAGCAGAGCCUUAAACUUCUGCACCUUCUGGAAGAUGCAGUCGCGCCCCUGCCAAAGAUUCGGCGAUCUGCGAGUUUCGUGCACCAUUAUGCCGCUGCUUCCACACCAAAGAUCGACUACUCGUACAGUAAGAAGAGCUAUAGCUUCGAGGAACGCCUGGCUCGCCAUGAACUCGAGCAGCAGGCGGAGCAUGCGCAGGUGUUCGCCAAGUUUCUGCAAGACAUGGGGGUCUUGUCUAUGCCAUUCCCGAAACAUCAGGAUUUGGGCUUCAUCCUGCUAUCGUGA
Recurvomyces mirabilis is the source of this 945-nucleotide messenger RNA. RefSeq lists its product as uncharacterized. Bases 1 to 945 code for a protein of 314 amino acids. NCBI's taxonomy places the organism in Eukaryota, Fungi, Ascomycota, Dothideomycetes, Mycosphaerellales, Teratosphaeriaceae. The record is from RefSeq and is a predicted model, not a curated record. The transcript is spliced from 2 exons.